AUGCCGAGAAGCUCGGAAGUCAUCGAGACGACUAUUGCAACACACGAUUCCAUCGACAGAAAGUCGAAACGAACCAAUAGCUGGGAGACGAAAAAUGCGAUUGUCUAUGAUGUAUCCUCACAAAAGUUAUUGACGACAAAGCGCGAAGCAAUCGAAGCGGAUCACACUCGUAUCAAGAUUCCAAAGCGUCCUCCAAGUCCUCUGCAGAAGGACAACGUUCGGAUAUCGAUGCCAUUGAACUCAGCAGCAGGAUCGGAUGUCCUCGCAGAAGUCAAGUUGAGCAGUCUUGGAUUAAAAGUCGCAUUUGAGCGGUAUCGAGGAAAUAUUGCCGAAAUUUGGGUAAAAGGUAUCCCACAAUAUGUGCUUUGA
Botrytis byssoidea is the source of this 369-nucleotide messenger RNA. RefSeq lists its product as uncharacterized. The coding region runs from base 1 to 369 and encodes 122 amino acids. The transcript is spliced from 2 exons. The record is from RefSeq and is a predicted model, not a curated record. NCBI's taxonomy places the organism in Eukaryota, Fungi, Ascomycota, Leotiomycetes, Helotiales, Sclerotiniaceae.